GAUACACUUAUGGCAACAUUGUAUUACAUAGCGAUCGGCAAGAAGUCUUCUACUGGCCAUAAUCAGCCUAUAAUACGAAUGACCAACGAAGAUUCGUCAGUUCAAGUAGUGGACACAAGUCUACAACAGCGGAUGACAGGUUCUACCAGUGCAGCAACAGGCAGUAUACAGCUCAUCCUGACAGAUCUGACAUGUACUGAUACUGCCUCUACAUACUACUGCAGAACGUUUUACUUGAAUGGAGAAACUGGAAAUGAUGAGACAACGGCCAACAUCACUGCUAGAACUUACCCAGAGCAGAUAGAGAUGUUCCCAUCUCCUGACAGGGUCCAGUAUGACAAUGGUCAGGUUUUGUAAAUAAGAUGUACAGGCAGGAUUGGGAACCAGUUUGAUGAGAACAACCUCCAGAACCUGUGGACAUGGGAGUGGCGAUCUGUAGAUACCGAGUUCAUCUCCUGGACACUGUACCCAAACGA
This is a messenger RNA of Haliotis rubra (blacklip abalone), 476 nucleotides long. RefSeq lists its product as uncharacterized. Bases 10 to 357 code for a protein of 115 amino acids. NCBI's taxonomy places the organism in Eukaryota, Metazoa, Mollusca, Gastropoda, Lepetellida, Haliotidae. The transcript has 2 exons. The record is from RefSeq and is a predicted model, not a curated record.